GUUGUGUCGGCUUAUCAUCGUCACCAGUGAUUGUUUUUUAGUAAUUUUCGUGGCAGACAAGUGUUGUUUUAUCUCAAAUUGCCUCGCAAGAAGUCUGGUCGUCGACGGGAAGCAACUUCUCGCAAUAUUAAAAGGCUAUAAUGUUGAGGCUGGAGAUGAAUUUAUACAUUGGUGCCAUCUGAAGAAAUCUUGAAGAGGAGGACCCCAAAGCAGAUGGGGGAAGAGGAGUCAACAAUGGUGCAGUCACUAAGAUUUCAGGUGUUGAAUUACGAAACAGUUUACAGAGCUUAUGUGAAGACCGUAACGGAUAAAAUCAGAGGGCAGUACAAGCAAUUACAGUUUAAGAUAAUAUCGUUACCGGUAAAGAACCUAGGAUGUGCCUAAUUAUUUAGGAAAAACGGCAUGUGGUGACCUCUGGUAGCCUAGUAGCUGGAAAAAACUUUUAAGUUGUGGAAAAUUGUUUUGAUGUUAGUACCAAUAUUUUGGAUGCAAGUGUGAAGAGCCAGAUAUGUUUAUUGCAGUGAUUUUAUAUUAGAGGGAAUAAUAUCUCGGAAAAAAGAAGAGGGGACCAGUUGCCAUCCUAAGCUUUUUAAGAAUGCUUUGACGUCCUUCAGGGUGGAGGUGAUGAUGCAGUCCGAAUUUCGCCAGGCAACUUUUCAUUUUGCUUUAAGAUGGAGACAUUGGAUCAUCAGUCGUCAGUCAGCGACGCUUCCAGAGCGAGCAACGCUCUGACAGUCCAACCUUUCGCCACAAGGGGUGGGCGACUUUCCGCGUCUUCCUCGGCCACUUCAAAAUCCCGGAAAUCUUCGAGAAUUGAACUUGUCAAGAUGCCCGCCGGGGAAACGAUGCUCCUGGAGGUCAACAAGCAAAAGGACGACGUCAUCUCCUUCGUCAGUAUGCAGGCAGACAGCAUCACGGGGUCGGCGACCAUAGGAGGGAUAUCUGUGCAGCCAGACACGAAGCACUUUGACAGAAUCAUCAAGAAUGAAAUGGCCCACCACAGUCGAGAGAUAGGCGACGACAACAAGGACAAGACAGCGGAUUCCGAGACCAAUUCCGAAGCUGCUGGAACCGGAUCCAGCAAGGACGAGGAACCUAUUCUCAAAUACGUGAUAAUGAACGUUCUGCACCAGUUUUACCUCGCCACUACCUCGCCAGCCAUCUUCAGGACGCCCGCCCUCGCUUACAAAUGGAGUGGGAAAGACUCUGGAUCGGGGUUCUUCCUGAUCUACUCGUUCGUGAUUGUACUGGUGGCCAUACCCAUGUGCGUUCUAGAGGAGAUUAUGGCCCAGUACUCUUCGCUGGGCACCAUAACGCUAUUCAGGUGUCUUCCUCUGCUCAAAGGCAUCGGCGUAGGCAUGGUAGCCGCAUGCUUCAUCCUGAUGCUGUAUAGUGGAACGGUGUUCUGUUGGUCCAUUCUGUACUUCUUCGACUGUUUCCAAAAAGAGCUUCCUUGGACGCACUGUCUUCACAAUGUCAGUCAAUGCAGUGAAGUGGAUACCAUCAACAGGACAAGUUUCGAAAACGUCAUGAUUCCGAGCGAAUAUUAUUUUCUAACGAAAAUCCUCGGGGCAUUCAAAGUAGAUGAGGGAAACGUUCUAGGACUGGAACUGAGCAUCAGCCUCUUGUUCCUGUGGCUUGGUAUCCUCUUCUUGCUGAUGCUGGGAGAUCCCUGGGGAACUAGUAUGACCUCCAAAGUUAUUGCCCUUGUGCAUCUGUCACUGCUCUUUGCCAUAAUGAUCAUUGGUCUCCCCCUGACGAAUAGCGGGAUGGGCCUCAAUAUGGUGCUACACAUCGAUUUCGACGACUUUGCAGAACCGAGCAUAUGGAUGGAUGCUCUAGGCCAGGUGGCAUGGACUCUGGGACCAACCCUGGGACUCUUGAUUGCGCGGGCAAGUUACAAGAGCUUCAAUGAUAGAAUAAAGCUGGACGUGUAUUCAGCUGUGAUCACAAACAUCCUCGUGUCCCUGAUUGUGUUAAUCGCCUUGACCCCUUACCACGGACACCUGGACAGCCAAGGAAACGUCGACAAAAACCCUGGGUACUUCUUCGUCAUAUCCUCUUUCGCCCUGACGAAGCUGCCGGUGCCUCAGCUGGGAGCCGCCGUUCUUUACCUGAUUGUCUGCAAAUCAGCCCUCGAGAACACCUUCAUGCUGGCCUCGACCGUCGUCAUCAGCGUGUCGGAUCUUCUGCCUUCAAAAUGGAGGACGGGAGGUCGCAAGUUCUUGUGCCAGUGCGUCAUCUGCCUCUUGGGGUUGGCUUGUGGAUUACCUUUCGUGAUGACGGAAGGUCUAUAUCUCUUGAGAGUUGUGGACACUUAUGUUCCUGGGAUUAGUGCCAUUUCAUUGGGCUUCGCCGAGGUCUGCGGAUUGGCCUACAUCUACGGCUCGACUCAUAUCUGCAACCACUUCAAAAUAAUGAUUCGAAAAUCGAUCAUAUUCUUCGAGUAUUUCUGGAAACUUCUGGUUCCCGCUUUUCUUCUGGCAUUGGCGGUGUGGGCUCCAGUGGAUGGCAUCAACUGGGAUUCCUAUUGGCACAACUGGACUCACAUCCUCAUUCCACCUUCCAGGGAGGAAAUGUAUAACACCUUAGGCGUUGUUCUGGGUCUCAUACCACCGGGACUGGCCAUACUGUGCACGAUUGCGCAGAUAUUUUCGUAUAGGAAGAACCUGAAAGCCCUCGUUACACCCGAAGAGACUUGGGGUCCUGCACUUUACCAACAUCGCGCACGCUACACUGCUGGCAUACGACGAGCGAAGUGCAAGGCUCCUUACCUUGUUGUUGAGGUAAAGGACGAGGUUUUAGAAGGAAAGCCUUACAAGGGAUGGAUUCCUUACGGCUUUUUCUUGGCGCCCUCAAAGUUCACGACACUCUGCACGGCGGAGGGUUUCAUUCCGACCGAUAUCGAGACAAAAGUUAAAAUUGCUCACCAUUUGCAGGAGCAGUUCGGUUGUUCCUACGGGCUUGAGGACAAGGUAGACGGCUGUGAAGAUUACACGGGUCUGGAUCUGUUGCAGAGAAUGAUUUCGGACAGCAAAAAGGCCCUGGCUCUCAUGAACGACGAUCAGAAGUCCCAGAGUGGAGAGAGAAGUCCCGCUCUUUCAAACCUAUCGACGGGAAUUCUGUUGAACCCCAACAGCACCUCCGAAAAUUUAACCACCUCGGUCGAACCCCCCCGAGUUGUUCAAGGUAUUGACAAUUUGGCUUUCCAGAGGUGAAAGAGGCCGGUAAAUGUUAUUAAAAUAUACCAUAUUGUACGCUAGGUGUCGCGAUAGUUAUUAUACCGGUCCCGUUGAUGGGUAAUAUAUUUGGCCAGUACAAAGUUAUUGGUUUUUAUAGCUCGGACACUUGAGCAUAGAAAUGCUGAAGAGAAUUAACAGUUACUAUGUUGGUAGGCUUCGUAUUCCAAGCGGUAUUUGCAAGAAAUGAAGAAAUUAUAUGCUUGAAUGCAAUAGUCUACAGUUCGUGGAGCUAGGAAAUAAAUGAAGUCACAUUAUAAGAACUUUGAAUGCGGUACAACAAAGCACGUAUAACGCGAACCCAGAAAAAUUAAUUGAGGUUCUAUCCUUUAAUGAAAAAUGGCAUGUCUACACGAAAGACAGGUAAGGGUCUUUCAUUUAAAAUGCACAAGUGCUUUCUGUGUUACUGUAAAACAAAUCAAACUGAUAACAAUUAGUUUUUAGAGUGAAUCGUUUUUUAUAUAUGUCAAAUGUAGAAGAUAUACGACUAAUAAAAAAUACAAAUUAUG
Molecule: messenger RNA, 3748 nt
Organism: Macrobrachium nipponense
Lineage: Eukaryota; Metazoa; Arthropoda; Malacostraca; Decapoda; Palaemonidae
Product: sodium-dependent noradrenaline transporter-like
Exons: 16
Coding region: 672-3218 (848 amino acids)
Biological process (GO): sodium ion transmembrane transport
Cellular component (GO): plasma membrane
Source: RefSeq, a predicted model, not a curated record